GAUGCGGGGUCCCGAUCCACAUUCCUCGGGGAGAGAAGUUGUCAAGGGGGGAUUCUGCUGCCGGAUGGACUCUCUUGGUUUUUUCCGGGUUUUUGUUUUCGAGAGCUCCGCUUUCUCUGGGUGCUAGGGUUGGUGCUGUUCAGGUGCGGUGUGUUGUGGUGACGGCAGCGGCGUUGCUGCAAUCUUAGUUUUGCUACGUUUCUCCCGUUGCCAUUCCGGUGGUCAAUGCUCCUAGUGUGGCGACGCUGGUUUUGCAUUCUCUUCCUCGCAGUCGUGCAGUUGGAGCGAGAUCUGGCUUUUUGCUCGCGUUACUGUUCCCGUGGAGGGGGGCUGCUCGUCAUUUAGGGCGCUUCUGCAACGCCGUCCCUGGCUGUUCUACCGUUUUUGUUGUCUGUGGCGAUCCUGCUUCGGAGUGUGCUGCGAUCAAGGCUGGUGGCUGCGGAAGCUCCUGUUGUCAACGUGAUCUGGUUUCCGUACUUCUUCCGUUGGUCUAUGGUUAGAGGGCGAUACGGGUGUUCAUGCUAAGGUGGUAGUUUUCGACGGCGCCUUGUUGCUCUAUUGUUGUUAUUGCGCCGCCGCCUACCACUGGAGUGUCGACGGGUUCCCUUUUGGGGAAUCUUUUUUGCUCCCUUUUUCCAGCUUCUGCUUCGAAUCGUGUUGCUGUUUGUUCUGGUCCUGCAUCGAGCUGGUGCUCGGUCCAUGUUCUUCUUCAUAGUGUGUGAAGGGGCGUUGGAUGGUGCUGGUUGCACUGUGGUGGAAGCAUCAAGUGUGCGACGGUGUCUCAUGAUUCUGUCCCGUUUGGUGCUCUCUGGUGGCGCUUCUUUUUCGGGUUGGUGGUUCAGUGGCAUUGAGGAUUGUCGACGCUUUCUUGUUGCUGGCCUCGUCGUCUUCUCCUGGUGAUUCUUCGGUUCUGUUCUCCACCAUCUUGUUGUAGGGUAAGGCCGUUUGAUGCCACUGUUGCGGUUGUGGCUGCAAAUUCGACUGCUUCACCGACUGCACUCCUUGAAGUCAUGGCUGCUGCUGCAAGUACUUGAAGGAAGUAGUGGACGUUUAGGUCGUGGUUGGUAGCCGUCGGGGAAAUUGCGGUAUUUGCCAUCCGCCGACCCGCGUUUUUGUCGCCGUGGAUGCUGGAGGAUUAAGUCCUGCGGUGCAGUGCCGUCAAUUUUGGCUGGUGGUCGACUUAAUUCGGCACUUGUUGCUGUGCUCGUUCGUCUCUGACUGUUUUUGGGCUCCGGUGUUGUUCGACUAUCGCUGAGUUUCCAAUCAUCGUCGUCGCCUUUAGUCGGCACUCUCGGUGGACUGGCGGGGUUGGCAGGUAUUGUUGAAUGGGAGAAAUGAUGUUGUGCAACUAGUAGGCGGACGCGAGUUCGCUGGUGAUGUGGGUCUUAAUAGCAGAUAUCGAUGCUUAAAUUUGGAGAUGUGACUGUGUCAGCGAAAAGUUGAGCAAGUAACUUGACGGUCAGAGUCCCUACCGACAAUUGCAGAGAGGCAACGUUGUUCAGAAUUCAGUGUUGCAAGGGUGUUCGAAAUGUAGUACCGAUUUGUUAGUGCUGAUGAGGUAAGGUGGUUGUUCAUUAAAACACAAAAUUGUGGUGUAUGGUUGGCAGCGGAAGGUCCUCGUGAGGCAGGCAUUGAAGUUGACAGCUUAGUGAAAAUUUUAUGUAAGCAGCUUGGUUGUCGAUAGAACCGUCGGCUUCGCUGAAGAAUUUCAUGUGAGCAGGUAGCAUCUGGAGUUCGGAUAGCUUCCUGUGAUACUCUUGGACUCGGAACAAUUGUGAUACCAUUAUCAUCCGGCAGCCCUCUUUUCCAUAUCCCGAGUUUCUGGUGCAAGUCAUGACUUCGCCUACCCAGUUUCAUUCCUGUGAAGGGUUGUAAAGAUUGGUGGCAGCUUUGCCAACCCACUUUCAUUCUUGUGAAGGGUUCUGAAGAUCGAAGGACUUUGAGCCGCCAGUGGGUCGGCGAGCAAUUCCAUUUCUUCCUACACAACUGCUAUCGCAGCUACUCCAGGCUCGUUUUCGACAUCUUCCACAUUGCGGUGAUAAGGCCAUUUCCUAGUAAUAAAUUUGAGCAUCCUAAAGCACUAUUUUCGAAUUAUGGCUAGGUUGGAUCCUACAACUCACACUUCAGAAUCAAUGUUGCCAAAUGUUAAUGGUUUGGAUCAUACUCUUGGUGGAGUUGUAUCAAGCAAAUAUUCAGAAUUGCAAUUGUAUUUAAAAAUUGCAAUGAAAUCCAUGGAAAAAGUCCAAGAAUUAACUUCUCAAAGAGAGGCAACAAAUUUGCCAAAAUUCAACAAAGAGCAAUGUGGAUAUUUAGCUUAUAAACUCAAGCUCACCAUUGAGAGUGCUAGUUCAUUCUUUCAUGCCAUAUGCAUUCGAAAAGAUAUUCCUGAAGAAGCUUUUGCAAGUUGUGUGGGUAAUUUCAAGCUAUUUGCUACAAAGGCAAAAGAAAUUGAAAGUUUCAUCCAAGAUUGUUGCAAAAAUGCAUGGAUCGAGGCUGCCAUCAUAUUGACAAAAGUGCAAGAGCGUGUUUCAUCAAUAAGCUUUAAUUUGGAAUUAUGUAGACUUUCAUUUUUUGACUAUGAGUUCAAAGCACCACUAAGCAAAACUUGGGCAAAACUUGUUGACGAAAUUGAAGAGAUCAAUAGCAUUGAAGCCAAGAUUGUGCAAGAGAAAGCAUUUCAAGAUGAAGAGACAUUGCUAAAGAAAGUGGAUUUGGACUUGAAGUCAUUGAAUGGUGAGGAGAAAGAAUUGGCUUACAUUUUGCUUGAAAGACUUGAAAGCACAUCAAUUGCAUCUUCACGAAACCUAUUGAAGAGAAAAUUGGAUAAGAUGAAGCAACAAAACCAAAUAGGAAAAGGUGCAUCUGCAACUGUAUUUAAAGUUAAUUGGUUAGAGAUGGAAGUUGCAAAGAAGGUGUUUUAUGGAUCAAACAAUAAACAUUUUGAACAAGAAUUGUCAACUGAAUUGGGGGUGUUUCAUGCGAAUGUUAUGUCCAUACUUCACUACACUUCAAAAGGUAUGGUUUGUCUUCAUUCAAAAGAUAUUGUACAUAGGGACUUGAAACCAAACAAUGUUUUGGUGAAGAUAACAAACAUGGAAAUUGGAUAUGUACAUGCCAAAUUGGCAGAUUUUGGAAUGUCCAAAACCAAGAAAAGUAGUUGUUCUACUCAAACACUUAAUAUAGGUACUACUAGGUACAUGGCUCUAGAAGUGAUUAAAAUCCAUGAGCAAGGAAGUGAAAACCAUGUGCUUACAAGUACAAACAAACGAAAGUAUCCACCAAAAAGUGAUGUGUAUAGUUUUGGUAUGGUGUGUUAUCAAAUACUAACAGGAAAAGUCCCUUUCUUAGAUCUAACCAAUAGUGAAGCUAAGGAAAAGAUAAAGAGUGGAGAGUGCCCAUCUCUACCUUAUCAUUGUCCACCAAUUUUGAAGAGUUUAAUAGAAGAUUGUUGGAAAUUUAAUCCCAAAGAUCGUCCAACUUUUUUGGAGAUUUGCAAGGAUUUAAGGUGUAUAAAGUACUUAUUGAUGACAUCAUGUUCAAGCUUGAUAAUAUUGCCAAAUAAAUCAAUCAAUUUUCUAUCUUUUACAACCUUGAGAAUAUGUGAAACUUCAAGUUUGAUAUCAUUGUUAAAUAACUUGGAUAAUUACUCAUCUUUGACUACUUGUGAAAUAACUAAGUGCUCAAAGUUGACAUCAUUGCCAAAUGAAUUAGGCAAGCUCAUAUCUUUGACUUCCUUAAAUUUAAGUGGGUGCUCGAACUUGAUAUCAUUACCAAAUGAAUUGGGCAACCUCACAUCUUUGGUUUUCUUCAAUUUGUGUGAAUGCUCAAGCUUGAUAAUAUUGCCAAAUGAAUUGGGUAACUUCACAACUUUGACUUCCCUAAAUUUACGUGAUUGCUCAAGGUUGACAUCAUUGCCAAAUGAAUUGGGCAACCUUUCAUCUUUGACUACUUUAAAUAUGAGUAAGUGCCGAAGUUUGGCAUCAUUGCCAAAUGAAUUGGGCAAUCUCACAUCUUUGACCUCCUUAAAUUUAAGUGGAUGUUGGGAGUUGACAUCAUUGCCAAAUGAAUUAGGCAACCUCACAUCUUUGACUUCCUUAAAUUUAUGUGAUUGUUCAAGGUUGACAUCAUUGCCAAAUGAAUUAGGCAACCUCACAUCUUUGACUAGUUUAGAUAUGAGUAAGUGCCCAUACUUGACAUCAUUGCCAAAUGAAUUGGGCAACCUCGCAUCUUUGACUUCCUUGAACUUAAGUGGGUGUUGGAAGUUGACAUCAUUACCAAAUGAAUUAGGCAACCUCACAUCUUUGGCUUUCUUAAAUUUAUGUGAUUGCUCAAGAUUGACAUCAUUGCCAAUUGAAUUGGGCAACCUUAUAACUCUGACUUCCUUAAAUAUAAGUGGAUGUCUCAAGUUGACAUCAUUGCCAAAUGAAUUGGGCAACCUCACAUCUUUGACUUCCUUAAAUUUAUGUGAUUGUUCAAGGUUGACAUCAUUGCCAAAUGAAUUGGGCAAACUCACAUCUUUGACUUCCUUAAAUUUAAGUAGGUGUCAAAAGUUGACAUCAUUGCCAAAUGAAUUGGGCAACCUGACAACUUUGACUUCCUUAAAUAUAAGUGGAUGUCAAAAGUUGACAUCAUUGCCAAAUGAAUUGGACAACCUCACAACUUUGACUUCUUUAAAUUUUAGUAGAUGAUGCGAGUUGACAUCAAUGCUAAAUGAAUUGGGCAACCUCACAUCUUUAACUUCCUUAAAUUUAAGUGGGUAUUGGGAGUUGACAUCAUUGCUAAAUGAAUUGAGCAACCUCACAAAUUUGACUUCCUUAAAUAUAAGUGAAUGUCAAAAGUUGACGUCAUUGCCAAAUGAAUUAGGCAACCUGACAACUUUGACUUCUUUAAAUAUAAGUGGAUGUUGGAAGUUGAUAUCAUUGCCAAAUAAAUUGGACAACCUCAAAUCUUUCACUUUCUUAAAUUUAAGUGGGUGUUGGGAGUUGACAUCAUUGCCAAAUGAUUUGGGUAACCUCACAAACUUGACUUCCUCAAAUUUAAGUAGGUGUUGGAAGUUGACAUCAUUGCCAAAUAAAUUGGGCAACCUUACAUCUUUAUCUUCCUUAAAUAUAAGUGGAUGUCAAAAGUUGACAUCAUUACCAAUUGAAUUGGGCAACCUUACAACUUUGACUUCCUGAAAUGUAAGUGGAUAUCUCAAGUUGACAUCAUUGCCAAAUGAACUUGGCAACCUCACAUCUUUGACUUCAUUAAAUUUAAGUGGGUGUCAAAAGUUGACAUCAUUGUCAAAUGAAUUGGGCAACCUGACAACUUUGACUUCUUUAAAUAUAAAUAGACGUCAAAAGUUGACAUCAUUGCCAAAUGAAUUGGGCAACUUCACAUCUUUGACUUCUUUUAACUUAUGUGAUUGCUCAAAGUUGACAUCAUUGCCAAAUGAAUUGGAUAACCUCACAUCUUUGACUAUCUUAGAUAUUUGUAGGUGUGGGAAGUUGAAAUCAUUGCCAAACGAAUUGGGUAACCUUACAUUUUUUAAAGUCAUUAAUAAAAAGAGUUGGAUAUCAUUGUCAAAAAUAAUAAUCAAUGAUUAUUUAAGAAUAUAUUUGUAAAAAAUGUUUUAAAUCAAUCAAAUAUACUCUUAUAUGUUAGUAAGAAAAAUUAAAUUAAGCCUACAUACAUUAUUUCGAACAUACAAUAGCACCAAAAUAUUAAUAAUUCUAAGAAGAUAGAAUUCAAAUUUAGAAUUUAGAAUUUGGAGGAUGAGAGUUAUAUAUAUUCUCUAAGAAAUAAAUAGACUUUUUAAUGUUGUAAUUUGAACUAUCCCUAUAUUUUUGAGAUCUAUAAAUUUAAUGGUGGACUUAUAAUAUUCUAUAAGUUUUUUAAA
Molecule: messenger RNA, 5878 nt
Organism: Physcomitrium patens
Lineage: Eukaryota; Viridiplantae; Streptophyta; Bryopsida; Funariales; Funariaceae
Source: RefSeq, a predicted model, not a curated record